AUGAUCAACCCGAAAAGGCUCAUCGCAAUGGCAAAGAAGUGGCAGAGAAUUGCUGCUAACAAGCGCAAGAGGAUUUCAUAUCCAAAAGCUGAAUCUUCAGUGGCUAAUAAAGAAGGUCAUUUUGUUGUUUACACCACUGACAACAAACGGUUUGUCGUUCCCUUGGAAUAUCUCAGCCAAAACGUCUUCAGAGAGCUCUUGAGAAUGUCUGAGGAGGAGUUUGGAUUGCCUGGCAAUGGACCUAUCACGCUGCCCUGUGAAAGUGCUUUCAUGGAGUACGUCGUUUCUUUGGUUCAAUGGCAGAUGCCUGUAGAUCUAGAGAAGGCUUUGCUCACUUCUAUGGCAACAUGUCACAGCUCCUCAUCAUAUUCUCUUACUCUAAGACAGGGCCAACAGCAAACACUUAUUUAUGGGUUUUGA
Molecule: messenger RNA, 420 nt
Organism: Corylus avellana
Lineage: Eukaryota; Viridiplantae; Streptophyta; Magnoliopsida; Fagales; Betulaceae
Source: RefSeq, a predicted model, not a curated record